Messenger RNA from Pelobates fuscus (common spadefoot toad), 485 nucleotides. Its product is annotated as hemoglobin subunit alpha-5-like. Gene Ontology annotation, molecular function: heme binding; oxygen binding; haptoglobin binding. The record is from RefSeq and is a predicted model, not a curated record. NCBI's taxonomy places the organism in Eukaryota, Metazoa, Chordata, Amphibia, Anura, Pelobatidae. Gene Ontology annotation, cellular component: haptoglobin-hemoglobin complex; blood microparticle; hemoglobin complex. Gene Ontology annotation, biological process: oxygen transport; hydrogen peroxide catabolic process. Bases 54 to 479 code for a protein of 141 amino acids. The transcript has 3 exons.
UUCAGUAGAGACUUUCAAACUCACCCGCAGAGUGUCUAAUCCUCCGAUCCAACAUGACUUUCUCAGGCGCUGAAAAGGCUGCAAUUGCCUACAUCUGGGGAAAGGUAGCUGGCCAAACUGAUGAGCUUGGCGCAGAGGCUUUGGAAAGGCAGUUUCUGAGCUACCCUCAGACCAAGACCUACUACAGCAAAUAUAACAUGAGUCAUGGGUCUCCGGAUCUCCUUAGUCAAGGUGGAAAACUUAUGAAUUUCAUUGGAAAGGCUGCCAGUCAGCUGGAUGACCUUAAAGGUGCUCUGUCUCCCAUCAUUGACCUCCAUGCUAACCAACUGAGAGUUAACCCUGGUGACUAUACGAUCCUGUGGUGUGCCAUCCAGGUCACUCUGGCUGCUCACUUUGGAUCUGAAUUCUCUCCCACUGUUUAUGCAGCCUGGGACAAGUUCCUCAACGCAAUUUCUGCUGUUAUGACUAGCACAUACUGAUAAACU